Oryctolagus cuniculus (rabbit) is the source of this 2117-nucleotide messenger RNA. RefSeq names its product lysine-specific demethylase RAD23B. Lineage: Eukaryota; Metazoa; Chordata; Mammalia; Lagomorpha; Leporidae. Gene Ontology annotation, cellular component: cytosol; nucleoplasm. The record is from RefSeq and is a predicted model, not a curated record. Gene Ontology annotation, molecular function: polyubiquitin modification-dependent protein binding; ubiquitin binding; proteasome binding. Gene Ontology annotation, biological process: nucleotide-excision repair; proteasome-mediated ubiquitin-dependent protein catabolic process.
GCUACUCCUGGGUGGGGGAGGGGCUGGCGGCGGCACGGCGGCCAUCUUGAGCCAGGGGCCCGCACUGCGGAGGCCGGGGCUCACGGAAGGAGGCCCCGCGGGCAGGGCAGAGCGCGCUGGGCAGGGCGACUGGGACCCGCCCCCGCAGGGUCCCGAGAGCCAGAGGCAGAGGCAGUGUGAGGAGCGCGGCGGUGCCCGCCCCGCCAGGCCUCGCGCCCGCCUGCCCGGCGGCCAGCACGCGCCCCAGCCCGGCCAGCCGACCAGGCCGCGGCCCUGCGCGGCGGCGCCAUGCGGCUCACCCUCGAGGCCGGGCCGCAGCUCACCUUCCACAUCGACAUUGACCCCGGCCAGACGGUGAGGGCCCUCAAGGAGAAAAUUGAAGCCGAGCAGGGCAGAGAUGCCUUUCCGGUAGCGGGGCAGCAGCUCCUUUAUGCGGGCCGCGUCCUCCCGGACGACGCUGUGCUCAGAGACUGUCAGAUCCACGAGCACCACGCUGUGACGGUCCUGGUGGCCAGACCCGAGGCGGCGACCACAGCAGCACCGGCCACGGCCACGGCCACAGCCACAGCUGGGCAGUCCCAUCCUGCCACCGCGGCAUCGGCUGGUGCUGGGGCCCCAGCCCGCGGCCCUGCCUUGCCCGCCGCGCCUGCCACCUCCACGCGUGCCACGUCCGCGCCUGCCACCUCCACGCGUGCCACACCUGCACCUGCCUCUGCGUCAGCAUCCAGUACAGCGUCGGCUCAGCCUUCACCUGCUGGUGCACCUCAAGCUGCAGGGCAGCAGGCAGGCCCGCCAGGGGCUCCAAGCCCCACACCAGAUGACGCCAUCGCGGGACCCUCCUCUCGGGCCCAGCCGUCUGAGCAGGCAGCAAGGCUGACACGUCCGGCUUCCGAGCAAAUGGUCGCCGAGAUCGUGUCCAUGGGCUACGAACGGGAGCAGGUCCUUGCAGCCCUGAGAGCCAGCUUCAACAACCCUCACAGAGCCGUGGAGUAUCUUUUAAUGGGACUCCCCGGAGACAGGGCAAGUGCGGCCGAGGUCGAGCCCCCUCAAGCCGGUAGCAGCGGAGCUGGUCGUGAAGAAGCUGGCCAUGAAGGAGGAGGAGUGGACAGCGCGGGAACCGAAGAAGCAUCAACAGGAGAUGGCAGCUAUGUGGAAGUAACACCCCAGGAAUUGGCAGCUAUAGAGAGGUUGAAGGCUUUGGGCUUUCCUCAGGGACUUGUGGUUGAAGCAUAUUUUGCUUGUGAGAAGAAUGAGGAGUGGGCUGCCAAUUUUCUGCUCGAGCAGGACUUGGAGGAGGACUGAAAGGGACUCUCCUGUGGCUCACAUUUCAUGCCAUUUGUUAACGCUGACUUUGUCUCCUACCGCGUCUUGGAUGACUUGGCCUUAGGUUCACCAUACUUGGCAUCAGAACUAGAUGUUGGGGCAGGGGCGGGAGUCACACGUUGCAGGGUGGGGAGAGAUACCCUGCCUGGCUGCUUCAACCAGCAGGUGCCUCAAAUCCACACAGUGUGCAGAGUAGGCUGCCACCCACCAGCAGCCAUUGCAGGUCCUCAUUUCUCCUGUGAAGCACCAACUAACCUUUUCUUAGUUUCCCUUCAAGUGACUGCUGUCCCUCUUCUUUAUUUCUUUAUUCUGACUUACAUAAAACACUAAAUAACUUUAUUUGGGUUUCCCUGUGUUCAGUCAAGUCAGCCACAGCUGUAUCCAGACUAGUUGUUGCCUUGGUUUCUAUUUAUGUCACAUUGGUUUUGGAAACCCUCUCCACUCUCUAGACUGUAAGGUCUCUGUUUCAUGGCAAUACUAAGGAAUGGCUUUGUGUAAUUGCCAAAAAUGUUACAGCAUCUACAAGCAGUAUUGUCAGAUUAUUGAUGGUUAUUGCUGCUUCAUGUAGGUAUGAAAUUAAAUAUGUUAUGAGGCCUGUUCUUUCAUGUGACCUACCUGGGGUGGGUAAGGAGAGAAAGGAACCUGUUCUUCAUAUGAGAAUAUUUACUGUUAUCUUAAAAGUUCUUUAUUAUUGAGUUGAAUGUGAGUUCUUUUUUAACUGAUUCAGGAGAGUAAACAUGUAUAGACAGUGAUUUUGCUUUUAGUAUUUUUUUAAAAUGAGGAUGUGGCUAAUA